CAUUUGGCCCAUGUUGCUAUGAGUUGGGCUGGGCAGUUGCACAUUCUCACAGCCCGUACCGGGCGUCGUGCGACUGCGAGCUGCCAGCGUGGCGGGGAUGGCUGCGGCGGCCGGCGGCGGCGGAGGAGGCGGAGCUAAAGCGGCGGUGGCAGAGCAGAUAGCGCAGGCGGUGCGAUCCACCUCCAACCUCCUCCAGCUCAUGGAGCAGUCCUCCCCCGCGCAGGUUCACUUGGCCAAACUUCCCAAGAAUCUCUUGGCAAAAGCAUCAUUUGCAAAGAACACAGAGCAGGUGCUACACCAACUUCCUCAAGUAAUUUCUUCCUUGGAUGCUUAUAUGGAUAGGAGUUUGCAAAGGCCUCAGAAAGGGGUCACUUCACUUUUGCUCACAGCAAUACAAGUUCCAAAAAUCAUUCCCCUAGAAGUGCAUCGCAAAUUAAGACUGUCACACAGCUCUUGUCCAACAUGGAGAACACUCAGCUGAGAUCCAUCUUGCCUUCCUCUCAGAUGAAGAAAGGUAUCAAGAAUACUGAACCUGAAGAACUCAGGGUUGAAUGACAUGUUCGCGGAGACGUAACCGGAGCCUUGUUUUCUCUGUCAUUCUGAUGAAGUUUGGGUACCUCGUUUUGGAGGUGACUUUAGAAGUAACUGGCAAAAGGAUACAUUGCCGCUUACUGUUUGUUCAUUUGCUCAAUUCGGCUCAGCAAUGGUGUAACUACUCUUCAGGUGCCAUGUGUUUGCUGCGCUUUCUGGGUCUCUAGGCUGUAGCAAUCAUGUUUUCAUGUAAUUGUAUUAAUUGCUUUUAGCAGAAAAUUAAGUUGUAUAUUGAACUCCCCUUUCAGGAUUAAGAAAUUAAGCGAUGAAAUGUUUACUGUGGCA
Molecule: messenger RNA, 876 nt
Organism: Panicum hallii
Lineage: Eukaryota; Viridiplantae; Streptophyta; Magnoliopsida; Poales; Poaceae
Product: tobamovirus multiplication protein 2B
Exons: 5
Coding region: 98-481 (127 amino acids)
Source: RefSeq, a predicted model, not a curated record